This is a messenger RNA of Labeo rohita (rohu), 2674 nucleotides long. Its product is annotated as gastrula zinc finger protein XlCGF8.2DB. Gene Ontology annotation, biological process: regulation of transcription by RNA polymerase II. NCBI's taxonomy places the organism in Eukaryota, Metazoa, Chordata, Actinopteri, Cypriniformes, Cyprinidae. Bases 329 to 1405 code for a protein of 358 amino acids. Gene Ontology annotation, cellular component: nucleus. The record is from RefSeq and is a predicted model, not a curated record. Gene Ontology annotation, molecular function: DNA-binding transcription factor activity, RNA polymerase II-specific; RNA polymerase II transcription regulatory region sequence-specific DNA binding. The transcript is spliced from 3 exons.
UUUCGUCCUACUGGAGACAUUUUUGCAGUACAGCCAUGUAUUAAAAAUGUAAAAACAAAUAGGGAAAUAUGUGAGCUCCAUAUAUUGUCAACGCGCAUUACGGUGCGGUAGGUGUUCACGACAGUGACGGGCGUGUUUGAGGCAGCAGUAUAAGAUUCUAUGAUGUGAGUUUAAAUCGCAAAAAAACAUUAAAUACACAAAAUCGGGAGGAGAGACCAAAUAGACAACACAUAAUACAAAAGGACAGAUCUAGUCUUUCAGCCCAUUCUCAACUGACGCUACUAUUAUAUUCCCAUCAUCCUACAAGUGAGGAAGUUUUGCUAUACAUAUGUAUACUAUGGUAAAAACAGAGUUUGUUGAAGAGGAGAUUAAUGAUCCAGAACCAUCCAGAAUGAAACAUGAAGAAAUUGAGGAACAAACAGACAUGACAUUCAUAAAAGAAGAAAGUGAGGAACUGGAUAAGGUGGAGGAGAAACAACAAAAUCAGGAACCUUUCAUAACUGAAGAACCGUGUUCAGAAACUGAGAAGAAAACUCAAAGAGCCGAAGCCAAAAACUCCUUCACGUGUCCUCAGUGCGGAAAGAGUUUCACGCGUAGAGACACCCUCAAGGAACAUUUACGAAUUCACACGGGAGAGAAACCUUUCAGCUGCCAUCACUGCGGGAAGGGUUUCACGCGUAAAGAGAGCCUGAAGUAUCACCUGCGGAUUCACAGCGGAGAGAAACCGUACACGUGCCACCAGUGCGGAAAGAGCUUCACGUUCAAAAACAACCUUAAGGUUCACAUAAGAAUCCACUCAAGGGAGAAGCUGUUCGUCUGCCCUCAGUGCGGAAAGGGUUUAACGUGUAAAAAAGGCCUUAAGGAUCACAUAAGAGUUCACACCGGAGAGAAGCCUUUCAAAUGCCAUCACUGCGGAAAGACGUUUAAAUGGGCGCACAGUCUCAAUAAUCAUCUGCACUCUCAUUCCGGGUUGAAGCCUUUUAAUUGCGUUCAUUGCGGCGAGGGUUUUACGUCUUCGUCCAUUCUGAAAAACCACCUGAAGGUUCACACAAAUGAGAGGCCGUACGUGUGCUCUUCGUGCGGGAAGAGUUUUAUAUGGCCGGGCAAUUUUAAAGAGCACCAGAAAAGACACAGCGGUGAGAAAGAUCACAUGUGCUUUGAGUGCGGCAAGACUUUCACCACAGCUAAACGACUGAAGGAGCACCGGAGGAUUCACACGGGAGAAAAACCGUACAAGUGCUCGCACUGCGACAAGAGCUUCGCUCAGUCUGGAUCGCUGAAAGUUCACGAGCGAGUUCAUACUGGAGAGAAGCCGUACCACUGUCCUUCAUGUGGAAGGAGUUUCUCGCAGUUAACCAAUCUUAUUACUCAUAUUAGAAAACAUUGUAAGAAAUCAUCGCAGUGAGAAGGUUGUUUUCAUGUGCAACACCUACAACUAACAGUCUCUUCUGCUCACCAUGGCUGCAUUUAUUUGAUAAAAAAAAUACAAUAAAAAUUGUGUAAUAUUAUUACAAUUCAAAAUUAAUGUCUUCUAUGUGAAUAUAUGUUAAAAUGUAAUUUAUUUCUGAUGCAAAUCUGAAUUUUCAGCAUCAUUACUCCAGUCUUCAGUAUCACAUGAUCCUUCAGAAAUCAUUCUAACAUGCUGAUUUGCUGCUUAAGAAACAUUCCUGAAUAUUAUCAAUGUUGAAAACUGUUGUGCUGUUUUUGAAAUUAGUAUUUUCAUACAGCUAGGAUACAUUCAGUUGAUCAAAAGUGACAAUAAAGACAUUUAUAAUGUUACAAAAAGUCUUAUUUCAAAUAAAUGUUGAAAGUUCUUUUGAACAUUAAUUCUAAGAAACAUUAUUGAAAUGAUUUCUGAAUGAACAAUGGAAACCCUUAAUAAAAGAGCUAGGUGAAAAAUGGGGAGGAACUUUUUAAAUACACCACCUUUAUUUAUUUAUCUAUUUUUUGGAACAGAUCGGUUAGUGAAUCCUGUCAAUUUUAAAUAUUGUGAUCCUAUCCAAAGCUGGUUUUCUGUGUUUAUUGGUUUAGACGGUUUUGUUAUAGUAGUUUAUUGUUAAUUAUUAUUUUUCUUUUCUGUAUUCUUCUUGUCAUGCUGUAAAAUGCUGUUAUGCUACAACAUUUCAUGUAAAAUUUCAUGUACAAAUCAAGAUACUUUGUAACAUCCCACUACAUGUCUUGCAAGACGAUGUUUGUUAAUAAAAAAUAAGUUAAAAAAAGAAAAAAGAAAUGACUUCUGAAGAGUCUUGUGACACUGAAGACUGGAGUAAUGAUGCUGAAAAUUCAGCUUCGCAUCACUUAAAUAAUUACAUUUUAAAAUAUAUUAGAAUAGAAAACAGUUAUUUUAAAUUUUAAUAAUAUUUUGCAAUAUUUCUGUUUCUAUGUACUGUAUUUUUUGAUCAAAUAAAUGCAUCCUUGGUGAGCAGAAGAGACUUUUUUUUUUUUUUUUUAAGUAAUUAUUCUAAACAUUUGAGUGGUAAUGUUGGAUGCGCCAAUGAACUUUCCUGACGAACCAGUUCUUACAGUGUAAAUAAGGUCUUGUUCAUCAUACCACAUUUUCUACAGUAAUUUGCAGGCUUGAAUAUAGUUUAUUAAUACAGUUAACUUAAGCUAUAUAUUAAGGUGCUAAUGUCUUGUGUAUAAUGUGACUGUACAUGAGAAAUAAAAAAGUAAA